Molecule: messenger RNA, 1146 nt
Organism: Musa acuminata AAA Group (dessert banana)
Lineage: Eukaryota; Viridiplantae; Streptophyta; Magnoliopsida; Zingiberales; Musaceae
Exons: 2
Coding region: 136-990 (284 amino acids)
Source: RefSeq, a predicted model, not a curated record
CUUUUUCUUCUUCUUUUUCUUGCUCCUUUUUUUUUGGUGGUGGAGCUUCUUCAUCAUCUGCACCCGCUUCGUUGUUCUGUCUGCUUUGGCAUAUAUAAGCUUAGAAAGCCAAUGAGUUUUGGGCCAUAAGCAUCAAUGGAGGCAUCCUGUUUCCUAACCUGCAAAUCCUUCAAGCCGAAAUCGCCAGUCCUCCACAAGAAGAGGUCCGGUCAAGGUUUCCAUGGAAGCGGUGGCACCUCAUCUUCAACUGUAACUUGCUGCAAUCUCAGGCCUCAGCCACAGGACGAGGACGGCGAGCUAGUGAUCAGAUCAGACUGGAGAUCCUUCAGGGCAAGGCUGGUCGCCGGCGAGCAAGCAUCCAGUCUUGCCGCAUCGCUUGCUCUAUGCGGCAUGGACCGAAGCCCAACGCCUCCGGAGCCGGUGGGCGACAAGUGGGCGCACCUGCUGCACGAGCCGGAGCGGGGCUGCCUCCUCAUCGCCACCGAGAAGCUGGACGGCGUGCACAUCUUCGAGCGUACCGUGAUCCUCCUCCUCUCGGCCGGCCCGCUGGGGCCGACCGGCGUCAUCCUCAACCGGCCAUCGCUCAUGUCCAUCAAGGAGACGCCCUCGGUGGACCUGGACGUGGCGGGGGUGUUCUCGGACCGGCCGCUGUUCUUCGGCGGGCCGCUGGAGGAGGCGUUGUUCCUGGUCGGCCCCCGAGGAGGGGAGGACGGGGUGUUCGAGGAGGUGAUGGAGGGGCUGUACUACGGCACCAAGGAGUGCGUGGGGUGCGCGGCGGAGAUGGUGAAGAGGGACGUGGUGGGGGCGGGGGACUUCAGGUUCUUCGAUGGCUACUGUGGGUGGGAGAGGGAGCAGCUGAGGGACGAGAUCAGGGCGGGGUUUUGGAGGGUGGUGGCCUGCAGCCCAAGUGUGGCAGGCGUGGCCAGUGUGGGGAGUCUUGGGCUGUGGGAGGAGGUUUCGGGACUUGUGGGCGAAAGGAAGGUUUGGUGACUUGUCUCUUCUCUCGCUCUCCUCUCUCCUCAUGUUGAUGAUAUGAUGAUGAUGAUGAUGAUGAUGAUGAUGAGGCAGCUCUUUCUCAUGUAAUCUUUGCAUUGUGUAAGGAUUGGACAUAGCAAUCAAUCUAUUGAUUUCGCCCUUGAGGAAGAA